UUCUGUCUUCGGAGGGUCACUGCAGAAUCAAUCGUCCGCAACAGAACUCCGAGGGUAACGGAGGCGGCGCCGCUCAAACUCUGUGAGCCCUAGUCCACCUCUCACCGGCCGAGCAGAGGGGCAAAGUAUCUUGAAAUCGAUAGCCCUUAGCGUAAUGUCGCCUCGUCAUCUUCCGGUGUCUCUCUGGCUCCUCGCAGUCGCUCUUUGCGGCAGGCCGAGUGAUGUUGGUGCUCAAGGCUCGAAUAACGACACGACGACCGCAUUCCCAAUGGACACGACCACUCCGGAUGGCGACGAGGACGCGGCUAGGAAUGCUACGUCGAGCGCAGCGCAGCCAUCGGCUCCCAGUCGCCAGCCCUCAUUGCUGUACCGACUUGGUGCCAAGCUAGCCACACGUUCCUGUGUUCCAUUCAGAGACACCAGUGCUGGAAGUGGAGGUGUUUCUGUGGCGGCCAUUACGGGCCUUGUGAGCAACCUCUGCCACAGUUAUGCCAACCGCUAUCAGCAAGCUGACGGUGUGUCCCUGUUCACCGUCGCUGGUAACCCGAACGCCAGCGAUUAUGAGCGGUUGGUGCUCACAACUCAGUACUUCACGGCGGAGUUCGGUGUCCAACUCCAGUACUACAACAAUCAAACUAUCCGCCAGGCGUUGCUGAAAGGCCUGGCGGACGUGCAGUGGGAUGGCUCGACGGCGGCGGACAUGGGCAAGCGCGUGGAUCUGCUGAUCUGCACGGCCCUGUACCCGCCCUGCGAGGUGAUCGACGGCAGGCUGCUCGCGCUGCAAGCGUGCGACUGGUUCUGCGAGGACAUGCGACAGGCCCUGCUGCCGCUAUCGCUGGAGAUGGCCGCAGACGGACGCGAGCUGGAGCAGAGUCGAUACUACAUUCUGCUGUACUCGACAUCGCACAGCUGCAUCGAGGACGAUGCCGUCACCAGCACGUCCCCUCUAGCCCGGGCCAGUGCUGCCAGCGCAUCGCCGCCGCGUUGCCAGAACUGCACGAAAACGGCGUGCGGCCAGACGACCGUGACCGUAAUGGAGCUCGGCUCGGCGCUGUCCAAGUCGCCGCCGGGCCGGCUGUGUUUCAACGCGUCCAACCCGACGCCCUGCCCUGCACCGUUCAUACGCACGGCUGUGUCCGACCACUGGGACUCCACCGUGCAGACGAAUCUCGAUGGAAUCGUGCAGAUUGCGCGAGGCAUGCUACGCGUCAACAGCAGCUUUCUGGUCACCAACGGUAGCUACCUGCCAUGCACGCUCGACUGCGACAUGUCGACGUUGUUCACCCAGUCGGAACGCGACGGUGUCGUACUAACCCUCGGUAUUAUCUGUCUGUUCGUCUUCAUUCUCGGUGUGUUCUCCCUGGGCGCUUUCAUUCUGAAUUGGAAGCGACUGAACAAGUUCCCACAGCGCUUGAUUCUCAUAGUCAAUAUCAAUGUCUUCAUCAGCAUCUUCGGCAUCUGCGGGCAGUUUUUCACGCGCAAUCCGGAGUCGUUCCUGUGCAACGGAGACGGCUCGCGUCGCAACAACGUGCCCGACGGCACAGCGGGUGGCAGCGCGUGUGCGCUCCUCUUCGUCCUCGUCUACUACUUCUCCAUGGUGAGCGUGGCCUGGUGGGUGUGCCUGUCGCACGCCUGGUACCUGACUCUGCCGUGCAUCAAGAUGCCGGACUUUGGGCGCAAGCGCAACCAGCGCUGGGAGAAGUGGUACCACCUGUUCACCUGGCCCACCGUCGCCAUUCUGACAGUGGUGCAGCUGGCCACCCGCGACGUCGGCGGCGUGCACUUCUACGGCCUGUGCUGGAUGGACAACGACCUGGCGCGCUUUGGCUACCUGGUGCUGCCGCUAUGCGUUGCCAGUCUGUUCGGUACCAUCUUCCUGGCGAUGGGCAUGCACAGCUUCUACAAUUCGCGCCAGCUCUGGCGCAUCUCGGCGGUUAACCUCGACAGCAGCCCGGGGGACGGAAAGAAGCAGAAGAAGGUGAAGUUGGCGCGCAAUCAGGUCGAGCGGGCCAUGCGCUCCCUGCUCAUCAAGCUCUGGAUCCUGCUGGUGGCCGUUCUCAUUCACAUGCUGGUGCAGAUCAUAGUCGGCUCCAUCCGCCGUGCCCAUUGGGAAGAGUGGCAGCACCAGGCCGAGCUGCGCCUCACCUGCCUGCUGACCACGUGCAACGACGCCAGCGGAUGCCCGGAGAAUCCCGACGUCAGCGUAGUGCUUCUGGCCAUUCCGCCCGCCGCAUCGGCCACGUAUGCUCUAUCCACUUUCAUCUGGGCGUUGAACAUGGACAAUGUGCGUGCCUGGAAGGGGUUUUUCACCGACAUCUGGAAUGCUAUCGUGAGCAAGAUUUCCAGAAAAGGGUCCCGCCGGGCGUCGUUCGACGUUACCGGAUCUGCGGAGACACUCGACCAGUCCAGAAGUGAAGUGAGCGAAGAAUUCACUUCGCCCAUGAAGAUAGCGCCGUCGACCAUGCCCAAUGUACCGCCAUCAGAUGAGGCACUAUCAGACAGCGCACAUGUACCGGAAGGUAUGGACGCAGUUUAGGCAUAAUACCUCAGUGCAUGCUUCAUUAUUGGAAAUGACCAAUAGGAGUCAAUAGAAAGACCAAGGAACUACAAGUUACGCUAUACUGUCCACUAACACCACCAGUUACUAAACAAUCACCCGAGUCCAGUAGUCUUAAAGUUAAUUAAAAAUUUCCAGUGCCGGGUGCAAACAGUUGAUAGGAAUUACUUCACGCAUGACAUCUAGCAUAAUUAUAUCCAUAGUUUACAGUGCAGAUUAUGAAGGUCACACUUAAAUGCACAUUGGUUAUGCACGGUAAGACGGCACACGUAUGCCGUACAUUACGGAUAGCAAACUCAACCAAUAAGCAUAAUCAUGAGGCCACGGAAACCUUCAGAUCCAUGUCAGGCAGGCGUACAGUCAGUUCUCGUAUCGUUAUUUAAUGUGGAUGUAAAUCAAUAACUAGAUCGCUCAGGACUAUUGGCAGUUUCUCCAAAAAAAUCUAAAAUGUACAUCAUAUUGGUAGUCUAUGGGCUUGCAGCUGAUGAUGGGCAGCCAGAGUCUGCUGGAGGAACUUGAGUCACACUAUCUUGUUUGUUAUACGAUUGCCAAGCUCACAAAUUAUAUUUUCAUGAAUCGAAUUUUAUUGCAAUUAGUUUUACCACUGUCACCACCACUUUUACCACCAUGCACCGCGGCAAUUCCCGCCAAGACUGCGUUUUGUGCUUGAAGCUAUACAGACCAGAACGUGCCAUGCUCAUCCCUGCAAUGUAAAAGUUAUUAUCCUGCUACGGCCGCCUUUUCAAACCGUCUGCGUGAAGUUGAAUUGAAGGCCGAUGAUCGUCAAACCAGUUUUUGCCUUUUGUAGACUGGUUUCCUCAUGUCAUAAUACUCUAUUCAUAUAGUAUUUUCGCUCCUGCUCUUGUAGUAGUUGAGCACUCUCAUAUGGGGUAGUGCCUUUGCUGUUUGCGUUACGCAGAGCUCACUGACUUGUCGGUUUGAGCACUCUGGCAAGGUGCGUUCGGGCCUGGUUUAAAUCUGGCUUUGGAAAUUUUAUUUUCCAUUGCUACCAGGUUGGGCCUCAUUUCCUCUGCCGGUGCUGCGCUGACGAGUCCACAAAGGACGAAACAGUUCUGUCCGCAGAUUGAGUACUCUAUUCAUAUAUAAAUUCGGAUGAUGAGCCCCUUUCACAUGCACAUAAUCACAUAUUAUAUAAAUUAUUUGAUUAUAUUUGAAGUAGCAGAUCAGCUGUGGAAACAUAGCAUUGAAGCUCUAUUCGUGUAUUAAGUACCGUGUGUUGCAUGACCAGUGAAGUAGUCAUCGGCAAUGUUUACAAAAUACAAUGUACUGAUGCUAGCCGCUUGUAUGUUACUCGACACUCAAACGUACAAUGAAGGGAUCACUUGUGAAUGAUUACUA
This is a messenger RNA of Sycon ciliatum, 3916 nucleotides long. RefSeq lists its product as uncharacterized. Gene Ontology annotation, molecular function: Wnt receptor activity; Wnt-protein binding. The transcript has a single exon. Gene Ontology annotation, cellular component: plasma membrane. Gene Ontology annotation, biological process: canonical Wnt signaling pathway; non-canonical Wnt signaling pathway. Lineage: Eukaryota; Metazoa; Porifera; Calcarea; Leucosolenida; Sycettidae. The record is from RefSeq and is a predicted model, not a curated record. Bases 155 to 2536 code for a protein of 793 amino acids.